Messenger RNA from Sinocyclocheilus anshuiensis, 1685 nucleotides. RefSeq names its product target of Myb protein 1-like. Gene Ontology annotation, biological process: signal transduction. Gene Ontology annotation, molecular function: phosphatidylinositol binding; clathrin binding; ubiquitin binding. Gene Ontology annotation, cellular component: membrane; endosome. Bases 82 to 1479 code for a protein of 465 amino acids. NCBI's taxonomy places the organism in Eukaryota, Metazoa, Chordata, Actinopteri, Cypriniformes, Cyprinidae. The transcript has 16 exons. The record is from RefSeq and is a predicted model, not a curated record.
GAUGAUGUAAUCAGUUAAGUUUGUUUGAGCUCUCCAGCUGAUCAGCCCGAAGCCGAACCACUGAGCAGCUGAGACGCUCGGAUGAUGGAGUUUUUCAUAGGAAACCCGUUUUCUACACCCGUGGGUCAAUUUAUAGAACAUGCCACCAGUUCUUCUCUCCCGUCUGAAGACUGGGGCCUCAACAUGGAGAUCUGUGACAUUGUCAAUGAAACAGAUGAAGGACCUAAAGAUGCAGUCAGAGCAAUAAAGAAGAGGAUACUGGGAAAUAAGAAUUUCAAAGAGGUUAUGCUGGCUCUGAGUGUGUUGGAGGCCUGUGUGAAGAACUGCGGGCACAAAUUCCACGUCUACGUGUCCACCAGAGAUUUUGUGGAAAACGUUUUGGUCCAAACGAUCCUGCCUAAAAACAACGCCCCAGUGUUUCUUCAGGACAGAGUCUUGAGCAUGAUACAGGCGUGGUCCGAUGCCUUUCGUAGUUCUCCAGAUUUGACGGGUGUCGUGACCAUCUAUGAGGAUCUCAGGAGAAAAGGCGUGGAGUUUCCUAUGACUGAACUGAAUGGCUGUUCCCCUAUUCACACUCCCAACAGGACCAUUGAGUCUGCGUCUCCGGUAACAGCUUGCACAGAAAGUCACUCCGUCAAAUCCUCACAGCCACAGAAUACAGAGAUGCCCGUCAUGCUGUCACCUCAACAGAUGAAGACACUGAAGACCGAACUGGAGGUGGUGCAUAAUAAUAUAUCGGUGAUGUCAGACAUGAUGAGUCAGAUGGAGCCUGCAAGUCUUGAGCCAUCAGACACAGAGCUAAUACAGCAGCUCUACUCCAUGACCAAAGAUAUGCAGGGCCGGAUGGUGGAGCUCAUACCCAGACUGAGCGAUGAGAAGCUUAUAGAGCAGUUACUCUGUGCCAACGAUGACGUUAACACCACGUUUGCACAGUAUCACAGAUUUGAAAGACAUCUCGACAAACAGAGCAGUGCACAAUCUAAUCCAUCGAACACAAACCUCAUUGACUUGGGAACUUCCAACCAAAUAAAGGCAACAAAUGGUGCUCAUAGCGCAGUCAGCCAGUCAACAGUCACCACACUAUCCAAUCAGACGGCAGGAUUGAGCACAAAAGCUGAUGACUUAAAACAAAAUAAAAGCAGCUCAUCACAAAACAGUCUAGAAAGCUCUGCAGCUCUUGUGGGACUUGCAGCCACUCAAAGAGAGCGACAGGACCCUGGAGUGGAUGUCAGCCUAGACUCCAACUCCCUUGGCAGCUCGCCUCGGUUUCAUUGGAUGCUUGAAAAGGGAAUGAUUCCUGUCAAUCAGAGUGAAGUGAUGGACGACAUUGAACGAUGGCUGGACGGAGAUGAUGAAGAUGACUCUGAAGGAGUGACUAGUGAAGAGUUCGACCAGUUUUUAGCGGAAAGAGCGAAAGCAGCGGAGCGUCUUCCCUCAGUAAAAGCGUCACACCACAACCCCGGCCGUUCACAACUGUAGUUUGAUUUUCUCUACAAAACCCUGUUCAUAACUUCCAGUUCAUAACCAUGUGCUCACUUCUCAGUUUAUUCAUAGUAGUUUUGGUUGAUUUCUAACCAUGUAAUGUUUUUAAUCAAACUUUAUAAGUCUAAGGCCUGGUUUCAGUCAGGGCUUAGACUAAGCCAGGAUUAGACCAUAGUUCAAUUAGGACAUUUAAUUUUUUUAAA